This is a messenger RNA of Bombus pyrosoma, 2480 nucleotides long. Its product is annotated as protein phosphatase 1H. The coding region runs from base 449 to 1897 and encodes 482 amino acids. The record is from RefSeq and is a predicted model, not a curated record. Gene Ontology annotation, molecular function: protein serine/threonine phosphatase activity; cation binding. Lineage: Eukaryota; Metazoa; Arthropoda; Insecta; Hymenoptera; Apidae. The transcript is spliced from 6 exons. Gene Ontology annotation, biological process: protein dephosphorylation.
CAGCUACCUGCUACUGCUACUCGUGUCAGAGAAUAACCUAUCUUAUUGUUGACAAAUGAUUGUCAACAAGAUGAUACCAAUUAAACGAAACACAGACUUAUGAAUAGUUCGAAGCAUAAUCAUAUAGAAAUACUUUAUUUUUAAAGAUAGUAUUAUUGGUAUUAUAAGAAUAUUAUUUCUUGUGCGGAAUUAGUUUUGUGAUUAAUAAUUGACAGAUGACAGAUAACCAAGUUAGCAAUUAAAAUUUAUACUUCCUGCUUUCUAAUGUUGUACAUAGACGCGAAUUCGUGUCUUUUGAUAAAAAUUGAAACAGAUUCAGUUGUUAUCACUAGAAGUGAUAUCUCCCUUUCAAGAUAUGUUUCAUGAUAAAGUCUAUUAAAUUCAUUGUAUAUGUGCUAUAUUUCUGAUUUCUGUAUUCACAAAUAAUAAUAAAAAAUAAUAAUCAAAAAUGCUGAACAGAGUUAAAUCAGUAUUGAUGAAUGUUGUGGGUGGAAGUGAACUUGGUCUGCAAUAUCCUACUGACUCAGAUAACGAAGCAGUAACAGAUUAUCUUAAUUUAAACAUUGUUGCAGAAGUGGAAAAUAAACCGUAUAGUAGACCCAGUUUUCUAGGAUUAACAACAGAAGAAACUCAAGUAAGUGCUGAUCAUAGGGUAAGACCAAUUAUAGUUCCAAGGGAUUUGAGUCGGUUACCAUGGUGUGCUGGCUAUGCAGAAUGCAUAAAUGCUGGAAAAAGCACAUGGAAUGAAGAUCAAACUUCUGCAACCAGAGGAGACCUCAAAUUAUCAGAUGUUAAUGUUACGUUACCUUAUGUCAUAUUCUCUAUGUUUGAUGGGCAUGCUGGCUAUCAAGUGGCUUUAACGGCAAGACUACACUUACAUAGGAUAAUCCUUGGAAGAUUAAUGGCAAUACCUGGCAAUAUGCUGCUAAAUGAAGAUGAAGAUGAACUGAUCAAGGGAAGAGAUUUAGUAAUUGGUGCUAUUGAAUUAGCAUAUAGACAAAUGGAUCAAAUGGUAGAAGCACAAGCUCAAGGAGGAGGUGGAGGUUGCACAGCAAUUACCAUUCUAUUUCUCAAUGGUAGAUUAUAUGCUGCAGGUGCUGGUGAUUCAAGAGCUGUAUUAGUUUUGGGAGACAGUCAGCGUGCAUUAACAAGAGAUCAUACCCCUGAUUCAGAAUCAAAUCGCGUCAGAGCAUUAGGUUUUCUAAGAAGUACCGAAUUAUUGAAAGGUCAUUUCACACCACUAGAAUUUAGAAAACGACCUUUGCAAAAAGAAUUAGGAUCUAUGGUUUUGUAUAGAGAACCUUUUAUGACUGGUUGGGCGUAUAAAGUCUUAACGCUCUCUGAUUUGAAGCUACCUCUUAUCUCUGGACAUGGUAAAAGGAGUCGUGUAAUGGGUACUAUAGGAGUAACGCGUGGUUUUGGAGACCAUGGCUUAAAAGCAGCAAGUACAGGAGUUAAUAUAAAACCAUUCCUAUCAUCACAACCCGAAGUGCAGUCUAUAAAUUUAGAUAGUUGUAAUCUCACAGAACGUGAUUGCAUUAUUGUAGCUACAGAUGGACUUUGGGAUGUUGUAUCAGAUAAAACAGCAGCAAAUAUACUUAGAAAGACACUUACUCCAGAUAAUCCAUCAUUAGAAUACAGACUCACAAUGGGUGCUCAAGAAUUGGUACAAGCAGCACGUGGUAGAUUAGUGGGACGAGCUUGGGUUGGUAAAUCAGAAAAUCUUGAAGAAACUGAUGAAAAGUUUUCACCUAUGGCAUCGGUUGAUGAUAUCAGUGUUUUAGUGGUACCGUUAUAUCCUUACUUGUGCGAACAUAAACAAUGGUUGAAAACAACACAACAAGAAAGAAGAUAUUCUAUGGAUUCAUUACACAUAUCAGUUAAUAAUUCUGUAUAAUAGAUGAUCAAAGCUAUAGAUAUUAAUUACAUUAUGUUUAAGUAGGAAUGUUACAGUUGAGAUCAAGUGUAUAUUCACGAAUUAACACCAUGAUUAAUCACCAAAAUACUGUUGCUUUUACAUUGCUUUUAACAAAUAAUAUUUAUAUAUAUUGAAUUUUUAAGCUAUCUAGCAGUUAUUUUAAGAGUGAUAAUUUAAUAUAUACUGCCACUUUAUAAAAGUGUAAUUAAGAAAUGCCAUGAUUAUUUAACAAAACAUUCCAAUUGUAGAGUGUUGAAUAUAAUGUAAUUUAAUUUUAAAUAGAACGCAGCACCCAAAGUAGAGAUAAAGUCUGUAUAAUUUUUAAAUUGUACACAUUUGUCAUGAAAAUUGUAAGGAAAGUAUCGUAAACAGAAUUUGUAUGAAGAUAAUCUUAUUAUAAACAUUCUUUGUUCUGAGUGAUUUUACCUGUCUAUCUUAUAUUUAUUUUCAAUUUAAAAUGAUCAAACUGAGAUAAAUAUAAAUUGUAGUUAAGCAGUUGAUUCAUGUAAGAUACUAAAGGAGGUAAGAAAAAGAUUUAAAUAUAUUUUAUCUCACCUUCGUA